Molecule: messenger RNA, 2199 nt
Organism: Neurospora tetraspora
Lineage: Eukaryota; Fungi; Ascomycota; Sordariomycetes; Sordariales; Sordariaceae
Exons: 5
Coding region: 1-2199 (732 amino acids)
Source: RefSeq, a predicted model, not a curated record
AUGUCCGCCCAAGGCCGUUCACUACCUGCCAGCCUUCCGCCUCUUCCCGAUGAGGCUUCUGUCCCCUUCUCGUCCUUGUUCGACAACUUCGAUCUAGCUACGGUCGAUUCAACAGUUCAGUUUGCCAACAGGGGCAUCUUUAUCGCCUCAGAUGGUCGUCGCUACCUCUUCCAGAGCAUACCUGAGUCGGAUACGCCAGUCGCUUCUCCGGCCAACUCGACUGCUCCGAGUAGCAUACAGCCAGAUACAAACCCAGCACAGUCGCCGCACGAGUUACACGACCGCAACAAUGCCUCUCUCAGGGGACGACAGAUGUCGAACGCAAGUUCGCGAUCACAGGCUUCAAGUUUCCGGACAGCGCAUAGUGGGCGUUAUACCACUAACGUAUCCCCUGCCGCCUUGGACAUAGCCGGACCUCAUUCCGCUACUAUUCCUCAGGACGUCACCAACAUGAUGUCCCACCUCAACAUCAACCACUUCAACGGUGCGGCACCAUACUUUGGAGAGUCUGAUGGGGGCGUAGGACUUGCCGAGGUUCUCACGGAACGUGACACGGAUCCAUGGACCCCCGAGAGUCCUGUCGACAACAGACCUGUCUCUCCCCGAACCCCUUCUAACCAACAUCGCCUGGAAUCAUUUCACCACGGCUACAAUCAGUCCACACAAUAUAUGCGUACAUCAAAUCUAACGGCCGGCUUGAGCACACCGGCAGCUCAAGCCACUUACAAUGGAGGUCAUCAAGUCGACGGUAUCAACUACGGCGGGUUUGUGACAGGCGCGAACUUUGCUUCUUCACAAGGGCCUCGUCGACAAGCACCGCCUACGGGACCAGUCCUCGAGUCUUUGAUGGAAUCAUCAUAUCCUCAAUAUCCAACGUCUCCGACUAGGCACUCUUCGAUUCCGUACUCGCCUACGUCGCCCAUCUUGUCGCCUGAUUACGAGAAAGAGUUUGUCAGUUCUGACGGCGCAUAUGUUUACUCAAGCUCUCCUCACUCGGUUGUCCACGAGCCGUGCUCCUUAUAUCCUGGUCGUGGAAGGGGCGGUAGUGGGAGCGGAGUGUUUGUUGGAGCUGCGCAGAACAAUGUGGUCAGUAUAGGAACUUCGACUAACCGGCUUGAUACCAGAACCGCAGUUGUUGUGGUUCCGGAACGACAUGCUUCUUCGUUUUCGAGUGAUAGCAGGAGUACGGGCCGAGAUCACGUAUUGCCGGGGGAGGAUAUUUUGUUUGAUGGGCCAGUUAAGAGCGCGCCAACACUUGCGUCCUCGGCGUUUGAAGAUGGAGAGCUCAAGAUUUUCCGCAAUACGACUACGAAAGAUUUGAGGUUCCAUUGCAGAGUUGUCAAAGCCCGAAACGCCCAACUCAUCCCCGUCUACGCCUACGACCCCCGCUUCCUCAACGUCAUCUGCCUGCACGACAAAGAAACCGAAAAGUCCAACCCGGGCUACAUGAACUCCUCUCCCAUACCAGGAUCAGGCAACGGACACCCAAACGGCAUCUACCAAUUCCCCCGCCUCGCAGACCUCUGCCACUUCCAAGCCCAACUCACCGGCGAAAAGGUGCUGCUGGACAUCAGCAACGUCAAGCUCAUCCGCCUAAGUAAAGCGAACAACGGCGCAAGCGACACUUACUCGAGCGUGCGGCUGCAGAUCUGGCAUGAGGAUCUAGAUUCCACAAGCAGAAGAAGGGGGAUGCAAUCUGAUAAGGCGAGUUUUGUGACGGCUGGUACGGCGCUGUCGGGACCGCUCCGCGAUAGACAGGUUGCUAGUUCGAGCAAGUUGAUUGUUUACUUGGGAAGGUUGGGGGAGUAUGUGCAGACUUUUAUUACGGAUGAUAUUGAGGUGAAGGCGGAGGGGCAGACGAAGGUUAGGUUGAGGCCGAGGAGGGCGGGGGUUUUUAGUAGGGAGGGGAGUAGGUGGAAGGGGAUUAAAGCACACAUCGAGCAAAGAGACGGCUCAGAAAUGGCCGGGUUCAAUAUCGACGGCCAACCACCCAACCCAGAUGCCGAGUACGGUUAUGAUCUUUACAAGAUGUUUGAGAUUGAGUUUGAGAAUCCGCCUAGCCAAGACAGCUUCAUCAGGAGAUGGGGAGAAGUCAUUGCCGAACGCAGACAGCAGAGAGAGAAAUUGAAGGUCAUUCAGGAGGAGUUGAAAGCGGUGGGAGGGUUGUAUGGGAAGACGGCUAUGGAGAUUCGGAUGUGA